Molecule: messenger RNA, 1374 nt
Organism: Eubalaena glacialis (North Atlantic right whale)
Lineage: Eukaryota; Metazoa; Chordata; Mammalia; Artiodactyla; Balaenidae
Gene: UBE2G1
Product: ubiquitin conjugating enzyme E2 G1
Exons: 7
Coding region: 1-885 (294 amino acids)
Biological process (GO): protein polyubiquitination; proteasome-mediated ubiquitin-dependent protein catabolic process
Molecular function (GO): ubiquitin conjugating enzyme activity
Source: RefSeq, a predicted model, not a curated record
AUGGCGGCGUCAGGGGCCACUGCGCGGAGGGGGCGGGGUUCCGCCUCCGGAGGCGGGGCAGGGAGCCAGAGGGGUCGGCCUAGCGGGAGGGCAGCUUCCGAAGUAGGCAGCCCCAGCGCGCCUGCGUGGAGCGACCCUGCGCGCAGUGAGGCAGUGGCGGGGGAAGGCACCGGCGCUGUGAGGAAAGCUGAAGCGAGCGGACUCGCACCGGCAGCGAGACGCCGCUACCGCCGCCCCAGCCCAGCCUCCCUCGGCUUCGGCGCUCCCGUCGUGGGGGCCCGGGUUCUUCAGCACACCCAGCUCCAGCAGCCCCAGAGCCUGUCCCCAGUCCUUCGGAAGCCCCGGCGCCAGCCCGGGCCCUUGGCGGGGAGGAUGACGGAGCUGCAGUCGGCACUGCUACUGCGAAGACAGCUGGCAGAACUCAACAAAAACCCAGUGGAAGGCUUUUCAGCAGGUUUAAUAGAUGACAAUGAUCUCUAUCGAUGGGAAGUCCUUAUUAUUGGUCCUCCAGAUACGCUUUAUGAAGGUGGUGUUUUUAAGGCUCAUCUCACUUUCCCAAAAGAUUAUCCCCUUCGGCCUCCUAAAAUGAAAUUCAUUACAGAAAUCUGGCACCCAAAUGUUGAUAAAAAUGGUGAUGUAUGCAUUUCUAUUCUUCACGAGCCCGGGGAAGAUAAAUAUGGUUAUGAAAAGCCAGAGGAACGCUGGCUGCCUAUUCACACCGUGGAAACCAUCAUGAUUAGUGUCAUUUCUAUGCUGGCAGACCCUAAUGGAGACUCACCUGCUAAUGUUGACGCUGCGAAAGAAUGGAGGGAAGACAGAAAUGGAGAAUUCAAAAGGAAAGUUGCCCGCUGUGUAAGAAAAAGCCAAGAGACUGCUUUUGAGUGACAUUUAUUCAACAGCUGUAACUUCACUUAUUUCAGGGUCUCCAAUUGAGAAACAUGGCACUGUUUUUCCUGCACUCUACCCACCUAUUGCUGGACUUCUGUUGUAACAAGUUGGCAAACACUGGCUGGAACUGGGCUGCAAUAAAACAUGCCAGUAUCAAUGCUGACAAGAGCCUAACAAGUGCCAACUUACAGAUGAUUACGCAUUUUGAAUUCUAAUGAACUGUUUUAACCUUCAGGAAGAAUUGUAAAGACCUGUACAUAGCACAACAUGAUCCGGAUAAUAUAUAUACUGUUCAUGUACAUCCACAAACACACCUUGUACCAAAUAAUGCUUUCUUGUAGUAGAAUAAGAAUCGUGUAAAUUCUAAAAGAUUUUAGCAGGUUUUCUUUCCCUAUUCAUUGUUUCUUAUCAGUUUUAAAAGACUCCUUAAAGCAUGUCAGAUAAAAAGCAAUUAGGAUUAAAAGUUUCCAUUUAAUUUCCUUUAAA